This is a messenger RNA of Nannochloropsis gaditana CCMP526, 524 nucleotides long. Its product is annotated as phd zinc finger-containing protein. The annotation marks the transcript as partial. The record is from RefSeq and is a predicted model, not a curated record. The transcript has a single exon.
CGCGGGUGCUGGAAGCCUGCGUUUUAAGUUCGUCUGUCCCAUGCACAUUUGCGACCUUUGUGGAAAGGGGCGCGAGUCUGGGAACAACAGAAACCAGCUCUUCCCGUGCUGGCUCUGUCCCAGGGCCUACCACCUGAACUGCAUCCCCCCGGCAUGCAAGUACCACGAGUACCUCCUCCUCUGCCCCGAGCACUCCGAGGAGAUAGACCUCCCCCGCCUCCCAGGCUGGGACGAGGAACUGGAAACCAAGAGUGUCGUCCGGUGGGAAGUUAGCGCGAGAGAGGGAGGGGCCACGGGGGGAGAGGGCGGGGGCCGGCUAUCGAUCGCUCUGGCCUCUUUGCUGCCCCCUCGACACCUUCCUGCAGCUUUCCGCCUCCCAACCGUGCUUCUGGACGCCGUGAACAGCAAGCCGAAGCCAUACAGCCACAUCUCCUGCCUCAAAUACCAGUGUAAAGUGCCGGAGAGGGAGCCCGGCCCGGAGUGUCAGUGCGAAGGCCAGUGCGGGGAGGGAUGCCUGAAUCGGC